Molecule: messenger RNA, 1366 nt
Organism: Leptidea sinapis
Lineage: Eukaryota; Metazoa; Arthropoda; Insecta; Lepidoptera; Pieridae
Exons: 2
Coding region: 43-1050 (335 amino acids)
Biological process (GO): rRNA processing
Cellular component (GO): nucleus
Molecular function (GO): nucleic acid binding; 3'-5' exonuclease activity
Source: RefSeq, a predicted model, not a curated record
AGUUGUAAAACUAUGAAGUUUAGUAUAAAUUUAUUAUGAAUUAUGCCAUUUUCUGUCACUAGCAUUGCAUAUUUAUUGCUAAUUUUAAUCGAUUUUAUCCUUAAUAUCAUUUACAGUUUUUGCUAUGGAAUAUUUUCACUUAUAAAAUUAAUAUUUAAGCAGAUCACGAACCGGAAUAUGGUUGACACCUCAAAAAAGCAGAAAAGAAAUUCUUCUCAUUUUAAACAUAACCAAACAAUAACUGAACGUGGUAUAAUUGAUGCGAACUGGCAAAAAUUACUUGCAACCACGCUUUUGUCUGAGAAAAAAACUGAAAAACAGGCAAAAGAUAACAAAAAGGAUCAGUAUACUGGGAGUUUCCGCCGUUCGCGUAAGAGAAAUCGCGAGAUGGACCAACCAUGUGGAGCGGUCGAAGAUUUAAAACAUUUAAAAAUAGAUAAUGUAGCCGAAAAUUCUUCGAAUAGUGAACAAAAUAAAAACAAAGUAGGAAGAGGGAAUAAAAAAAAUAAGCUUACCAAAUUUAUAGCAAUUGAUUGUGAAAUGGUUGGUAUUGGAUUGAACGGUGAUGAUAAUAUGUUAGCAAGAAUAUCGCUCGUCAACAAAUUCGGUGACUGUGUUUACGACAAGUUUGUGAAACCGCGGGAAGAAGUCGUAAAUUACAGAACCCAAGUUAGUGGGAUUCGUAAAGAGGACUUAAUAAAUGGAGAAGAUUUUGCUACGGUACAAAAAGAGGUGGCAGAAAUACUCAAAGGACGAAUAUUAGUUGGGCAUUCUUUAAGACACGAUCUGAGUGUGCUUUUCCUAUCACAUCCGAAGAAGAAUAUUAGGGACACAUCAAAAUAUAAGCCAUUUAGAAAGAUAACAAAAGGUAGUACGCCAUCUUUAAAAUGCCUUUCGAAAGAGAUACUCGGUGUUGAUAUUCAACAUGGGGAACACAGCUCGAUAGAAGACGCCAAGGCAGCAAUGCAAAUAUACUGUACAGUCGCUACCCAUUGGGAGCAAUCACUCAGUCAGAAGAAAGGGUACAGUAGGAAGUUUGUUGAGAGUUAAGAAUACUAUUCAAUGCUUGUAUUGUUUUUUUCUACCUUUUGUUUUUUUUUGUAUUUGCAAAGAUAAUGUUAAUUCUUUUUACACGUAGCAAAUGUAUACUUGUAGCAUAAUCGUUAUUAGUUUUCCCUCUUUACUAUGUAUCCCACCUUACACCUUAGGGAGAUGGGAAUGGCUGAAAACCAGCGCUGCAUGAAAAUAUUAUUUCAAGCAGCAUAAGCUGAGCCUACUCCCUUUUGUCUUAAUGUAUGUUUGUAAUAAGCUGAUAUUGUAUACUUAAAUUAAGUUCAAGGCAAUAAAUUUUAUUAUUAUUAAUUUA